Molecule: messenger RNA, 5023 nt
Organism: Thunnus maccoyii (southern bluefin tuna)
Lineage: Eukaryota; Metazoa; Chordata; Actinopteri; Scombriformes; Scombridae
Gene: larp4ab
Product: La ribonucleoprotein 4Ab
Exons: 15
Coding region: 679-2946 (755 amino acids)
Biological process (GO): positive regulation of translation
Cellular component (GO): cytosol; cytoplasmic stress granule
Molecular function (GO): mRNA 3'-UTR binding
Source: RefSeq, a predicted model, not a curated record
CGUUAGCCGUUACACAACUGAAGCUGAAAAGCUAUCAAAGAGUUCCGUGAUAAAGGUCAUGGCAGUGUGCCGCGGACACGGCAGCGUUAAAUAACUUUGAAAGAUCAAUGCAGACGGAUUUAGAAUUAAUCAGAAACUCUCAUAUCAGCUGUAUUUAUACAGACAUACAUGAAACGAUAGCCAUUUUAACAUAAUCGCGCGAUAUAAGUUGCAUGGGCACGUCGCCGCCAUGUGCUCUUUUCUUCCUGACCCUCAAAAUAACGUUUCUGUGCUGCACCGCUAACCUGGGGUCGCUGAAUUGUCACUAAAUUGUGGGUAGCGGACAUGAUUGUCUGAAUGGUUGUAAGACUUCGAUCCAUUCAUUGGUUUAGCUUCAAUGACUGAAGCAAACUCGAUGGUUUUUGCAAUGGAUGACAGGUCAAAAUGCUUUGCUGAAGUCACGCUGGAGCUCAGAGGCGGACCCGCGCCAUGUAUGGGUACAUGUGAUCGUUAUGUGAGGCGGGGGUAGCAGUGAUGAGGGAGCCAAUGACAACGCGACUCAUUGUGUGUGUGUGAGUGAGUGUGUGUGUGAGUACUCAGGCCUCGCAAAGACGGAAAACUGGAUUAGAGGAUCUCUGGUGAACUAGCCUCAUUCAUUGGAUUGGCUCUGAUAUAUUUGGAUAAGGGAGUUACUUCUGAAUGUUGCGGGGGCGUAAUACUGUUUAUUCUCAGGUUACCACAAAGGGAGCAGGUCUGAACCCUAACGCCAAAGUGUGGCAGGAGAUCCCUGCCCACCAGAAUGACAUCCCAGAUGGGACAGACAAUUCUUCUUGGCUCCAAACCUACCCUCCAUCUGCUGAGAUGACUGAAGGUUAUUCAGAUGGUUCGUCUUCAGGGGGUAAAGAAUGUGACACGGCAUAUCCUGACACCACUACUGACUACACCUAUGUACCUACAGAAGGCGUUGUCAAUGGUGUAGACCAAACUGACUUAGGCUAUAUAGUCUUUGACUCCCAGUGCGAGUCACCCAUAGAUGGUGAUGCUUCAAAGGAACAACCGAUGUCUGAGGAGAGCCUUAGAGAGUCUUUGAAGAAACAGCUUGAGUUCUGUUUUUCUAGAGAAAACUUAUCGAAGGACCUGUACCUGAUAUCCCAGAUGGACAGCGAUCAAUUUGUUCCCAUCUGGACUAUCGCUUGCAUGGAGGACAUCAAAGCUCUCACCACUGACAUGGACCUCAUUCUGGAUGUACUGCGAGCGUCUCCCAUGGUGCAAGUUGAUGAAACUGGUGAGAAGGUUCGGCCAAAUCACAGUCGCUGCAUCAUUAUUCUGAGAGAGGUGCCAGAGACGACGCCAGUUGAGGAAGUGGAGGCUCUUUUUAAGAGUGAAAACUGUCCAAAAGUGUUAAGUGCUGAAUUUGCACACAACAGCAACUGGUACAUAACAUUUCAGUCAGAUAUGGAUGCACUACAGGCUUACAGAUACCUAAGAGAGGAAGUGAAAACAUUCCAGGGAAAACCAAUUAUGGCCCGCAUUAAGGCCAUUAACACAUUCUUUGGUAAGAACAGCUUCCGCAGUGUGGACUUGAGUGCAUACAAUCAGCACACCCAGCCACAGGCUCCGUAUGGCUCCCACGUCUACAUGCAGCAGAUGUACAGCCCGCAGCAGCAGUACCCUGUGUACCCAGUGGUGUCUCCCUCCUGGAACCCUUCACUCAUGCCUUACUUUGAAACACCUCUGGCACCUUUCCCCAACAGUGGAUUCAUAAACGGUUACAACGGUCCUGGAAACUACAAAGCAAACUCAAACUCCACCAACACCCAUCGACCAAGAAGCCGAAACCAUGUAAAGGGUCACCCGAGGCCUGUUGAUGUGCCUCCCUCUUCUUCUUUGGCUCCGGGAACCCUGAUGGAUGGCCUCUCGGGUCCCUUGAGUCCACAGCCCCUCCAGACAUCAGGGACACUGUCUGGCACCACUUCAGAGCCAGUCAGUCUGCUGUCCCUCAGCCUUAAAGACUCUUCUCCACAGACCGCCGUACACAGUGGAGAUCUGAUCAUGAAUGGACGGGCCAGGAGAGGUAACCACAGAGGCAUGAGGAGGAAAAGAGAAGAUGAACAUAACACAAGGCCUGUUCCUGUGAUGGAGGUCAAGGUACCACCUCCACCAAAGUUUGACCUGGCAGCUUCCAAUUUUCCUCCAUUGCCGGGGUGUGUGGUCAGCAUUCGAGGAGAAACUACACCAGAGAUGCGCCUUUCUGAUGUCGUACGUGGCCUAAAAGUGACCAACAAGUCUGUGAGCCAAGAGGUUAACGAGAAACACGCAAGCAUCUCAGAAGAUCCUGUGAGCGUGCCUGAUCCUGUGACCCCAGAGGUGAAACCUAGUCCUGUGACACCACAAACAGUGGAACCACCAGUGGUCUCAAGUGUUUCUCCUCCAGUAAAGGAAGUGGAGAAGACUGAACCUCCUGUUCCAAAGGCAAAAAUCUCCCCGUCCGUGGAGGCCGUCUCUCCGACAGCUGCAGAAGACGCUCCCCCCACCUGCACCCAGUCUGUAUCUACAGAGGCACCUCCUCCAUCUCCCACCUCAGAACAGGGGCAAAGAAAGCUCAGCUAUGCAGAGGUAUGCCAGCGGCUGGCGAAGGAGCCACCACCAGCACAGACGCCUUCUCCCUCCCCUCCUGCCUCUGUAGCCAGCCAACCCCUGCAAGAGCUCAAGGUCAACAGGGUCGAGGAGCCUCGGCCCAACUCCAGGCGCACUACAGAGAAACCAGAGAAACCCGGAGACAGCCGCCCUCCUCGUCAACCCUUGCGCUCCUUCCGUGGGCCGAACGGUUCAGGCAGAGUUGGAGGCGCAGGGCUGAAGAUUCGGGAGCAUCAGAGAGGGCUGAAUACCGGCAAACAGUUUUCCCCUCAGCGGGGAGCCAGACGGAGUGGCAAAGAACAGAACAUUCCCCCAAGGUCACCAAAAUAAUUCAAGAAAAAGGAGCCCAUAAAACAUGAACUAAGACAGAAAUAAAAAUAAAUAUAUAUGUAAAUAUAUAAUGUAUGUGUAUAUAGACAGAUGAAUAUAUUUCAUUUGACAGACGUUGUCAAAUAACUUCUUUACUUUGACAUGGAAUCUUUUGGAAAGACUGCAAAUAGAAAUCCAAACCAACCAAUAGUCAAUAGGCACACUUGAUUUUGUUCUGAGAAUUCAGUCUUUGCUUUUCAUUUUCACUAAUUUGUUAAGCAUUGGAUUUUUGAUUUUUUUUUUUUUUUUUUUGAAUGGAAGACAGUGACUCAGUAGUAGAUUUUUACUACAGAAGUGUUGAUGGGUAAAAAUGUUGAAGAUAUUUUUAUGACAAGGGAAUCUUACCGUAGAAUGGAUCCUGGGGAAUACUACAUUAUGAGUUGAGAAUAUCACAUCAUAUAACCAUAAUUAUUGACUGUUUUUGGCAGUAGAUGUCUGCGUGUUGCAGAUAUUGGAUCAAUAUUGCUGAUAUUUGAAAAAUACCCCUGUAGUAUUAACAGAGUAGUUCUGUUUGUCAUUUUAAUCCUGUGCAGAUCAGUGUCCCCUUGUGAUCACAGCAGAGCAGGCGUCCUCAUCAGAAUAGAAGUUGUCAGCCACAUAACUUCGUUACCAAGAGUUACCGCUUGUAAACAUGUAAACCUUGUUCUAUCAGAAAUCCACUGAUAAUGUUUGUGCAUCUCACAAAGCAAGAUUAAUACAUUAACCCACUGACUUUGAUGUCAGUCCUGGCUUUCGGUCUCACAAAACGGGCUCAUUUUGAACUGAGAUAGAUCACCAUGAUAACUUGUGGUGUACAGCUUUAACCUGCUCCAGAAUAGAAAUCUUUCACAUCUUGAUCAAAGUAGCUGUUUAAUAGUUGAGGCCAUGGCAACUGUCUCCACUCAAUUUGGUGACACUGAUUGCAUGCACUAUGUUUUUGAUUGGAUACCUGAGGCUUCAGAUGAAUGUAGUCCUUUUGUUGCAAAACCACUCUUGAGCUUGACUUUGUAAAUGUCAAUGUGGUAGCUUUGAUCUGGGAUAUUAGUGUAUUUGUUAUUUUGCUGUAAUAGCUGUCUUUAAAUUGUAUUUUCUAUCUGAAGUUCUUUAAUUUCAUGAGAUGUGUAAUAUUUGUAAAUAGGUGUGUUGAGAGACGGAUCACUAACAAGUAUCUUUUGGAUCUACCGAUAUUCAGUGAGUUGGAUACUGAUCUGUACAGCCAUUCAUGGUUCAACAGUGUGCAGCACAUGUAGUGCAAUUUGAAAUGAACUAUCCUUUGAUCUCAAGGCUUUUAGUCAUUAUGGAGUUUUGAAAAUGGAAAGGUGUUUUAACAGAAUUACUUAUUUGUGCUUAAAUGUUUCAUUUUUGUGUUUUCAUUUCAUCUAAAUAGUUUGUGGUGUUGCAAGUGGAAAUCAGCAAAAGAUAAAUGAAGAUAAAGAAUUACAGAUUUUCAGGAUUGGGUGCAUAAAACCUUUCGCCUUAGAUCAGUGUUCUGAGUCCUCUGCUUUUAGGGAAUAUGCUUCGGUGUACAGUAUUUUGUGUCUUGAAAUCAGUAGUUCAGGUGUUUCUUGUGUAUAUGUAUGGUUGUCUUAACGGUGUAAACUUGUGUGCAAGAAAGAAUGAGAUUGCUUCUGCAUCAGACUACAUGAAACUAUCAUCACAAACCAAACUUCCAGUGCCUUAUCAGUGUUUCAUUCCAUUAUUUAGAGAGCAAGAAGUCUUCACACAUCAAUUUGUUACACUGAACAAGGCUGGUUUGUUGUCAAAACUCAAUUAUCAGUUUGUAUCUCCGUAUUGUAAACCUCACCCUUUAGGUGCAUCUGUGGGGCUGGUUGGAAUGAGGCUGAAUGUGUUUUUGCAUGCUUGCGUGUCCUUUGUUAUGUGCGUAUGAUGCAGUUUAUUUCGUUAUCCUGUCAAUGCAAUUUCAGAUCAUCAAAAUCCUGCUUAUAAUUGUCACAAUCAAACAUAGGUUUGCAAAUUUCAGCCAAGUACACACUGGUUUAUCAAGUGAAUAUUUUAUUACUGAGCCUGAUGUAUGAAAAUAAAGAUUUAUUUUUAAACA